Messenger RNA from Helobdella robusta, 204 nucleotides. RefSeq lists its product as hypothetical. The annotation marks the transcript as partial. The transcript has a single exon. NCBI's taxonomy places the organism in Eukaryota, Metazoa, Annelida, Clitellata, Rhynchobdellida, Glossiphoniidae. The record is from RefSeq and is a predicted model, not a curated record. Gene Ontology annotation, molecular function: mRNA binding; metal ion binding.
CGCUACAAAACGGAACUCUGUCGUCCCUACGAGGAAAAUGGCUCGUGCAAGUACGGAGACAAGUGCCAAUUCGCUCACGGUAAACAUGAACUCAGAUCGCUGGUUAGACAUCCAAAGUACAAGACAGAUCUAUGCAAGACGUACCAUACCACAGGACUCUGCCCGUAUGGACCGCGAUGCCACUUCAUUCACAACGACGAAGAG